CUCCACCCUUUUAUUUUUUGUUUUCCCGCUUUUAUUGGUUCAUCAUGCUUCGAUUUAUCCUGGUUCAAAAUCGGCAGGGAAAAACCCGUUUAGCAAAGUGGUACGUUCCUUACGAAGAUGAUGAAAAGACGAAGUUAAAGGGCGAGGUCCAUCGAGUGAUUGCCCCGAGAGAUCAGAAACAUCAAAGUAAUUUUGUCGAGUUUCGCAACUACAAAAUCGUGUAUCGACGUUAUGCCGGCCUAUUCUUUUGUGUGUGUGUGGAUGCCAACGAUAACGAAUUAUCGUAUUUGGAAGCCAUUCAUUUUUUCGUCGAAGUCUUGGAUGCAUUUUUUGGCAAUGUGUGCGAGCUUGAUUUGGUCUUUAAUUUUUACAAGGUUUACGCCAUUUUGGACGAAGUGUUUCUGGCGGGCGAAGUUGAAGAGACGAGCAAGAAUAUUGUGCUCACUCGUCUAGACCAUUUGGACAAACUAGAAUGAUCAUCCUUCCAUAUACCACCUUUUUUUUUGCUGUAAAUAAAUCCCGCCCCUGUUUAGAUAAAACUACUUUGCAUGAUCCAUCACUGACUCUGACAUUGACUCUUCACCCGCUACACUACGACGAUUUGGCGACGGCUGGGAGGUUGGCGUUGCAGCGGAAGGAAUGGC
Radiomyces spectabilis is the source of this 644-nucleotide messenger RNA. Its product is annotated as AP complex, mu/sigma subunit. Gene Ontology annotation, cellular component: AP-2 adaptor complex; intracellular membrane-bounded organelle. Lineage: Eukaryota; Fungi; Mucoromycota; Mucoromycetes; Mucorales; Radiomycetaceae. Gene Ontology annotation, biological process: clathrin-dependent endocytosis; protein transport. Bases 45 to 476 code for a protein of 143 amino acids. The record is from RefSeq and is a predicted model, not a curated record. The transcript is spliced from 4 exons. Gene Ontology annotation, molecular function: clathrin-cargo adaptor activity.